AUAACAAAAAGUUGUUAUUACUUGCACAUUACUAUAAUUAUAUACUUUUUAUUAUCAUAUCUUCAUAUUUUAUUAUUUAGGUAUAAUGGGAGACCCGGAACCUAAAAAAAGUAAAGUUUCAAUGAUGCUACUGAGUCGGUCGCAAACCCGUUCCGUUGCGGGUAUUAAGUCAAUGAGUAGGAUGAAAGUAAGACGAACGUCCUUUGGAUUUGCCGGAGUGCCUGGUAUAAGACCUAUGGAAAGAACAUCUCAGCUUGGUAUAGAGUUUAAACGUCCGCCGCUGUUAUAUUUAAACACGUAUCAACUGGAUCCUUUUGUGAAGUUUCACAUUCCAACAGUAAAGCGUGCUACUGAAGAGCUAUUGGAUGAAUAUUUCACUGGACAUAAGUACAACGUUCAGGAAUCUCCUGCUACAGCUCUUCGCAUCGCUGGUGAAUUGAUGCGUAGAAUUAAAGCUAUGCCCUUCAACCGUUACCGAAUAAUAACUGUGGUCACCAUCGGCCAGAAGAGAUCUCAAAGUUACAACAAUGCCGUUACUUUUUUAUGGGAUUACGAGAGAGAUAAUUACGUUGAUGUCCAGAGAGAAGUUACCACAGCCUUCGUCCAAGUUACUACGUUUGGAAUAUACCUUGAUUAAUAAUAUCGUAUCACAGAUUAUAUAGUUUUAUAUAAAAAUAAGUAGCUAUAACUGAAAUUAUAAUUAGCUCUUUAUCAGCCUACGAUGUAUAUGUUUAUACACCUAUUUUUAUUUAGAGUAAUUAUAUAUUUA
This is a messenger RNA of Achroia grisella, 769 nucleotides long. RefSeq names its product dynein light chain Tctex-type 5-like. Gene Ontology annotation, cellular component: cytoplasm; cytoplasmic dynein complex. Gene Ontology annotation, molecular function: dynein intermediate chain binding. The record is from RefSeq and is a predicted model, not a curated record. NCBI's taxonomy places the organism in Eukaryota, Metazoa, Arthropoda, Insecta, Lepidoptera, Pyralidae. Bases 86 to 637 code for a protein of 183 amino acids. Gene Ontology annotation, biological process: microtubule-based movement. The transcript has 3 exons.